AUGACGAAACUUGAACCUUCACACCUAACUCUUGUUUUAAAGUACCUCAAAACUCCAGACGACUAUGUUAAAAUUUCUCAGGUGUCUAAAAAGGUUGUUCAGUCUAUUUCUUUUCUCACAUCAAAUCCAGUGCCAAUACCCCCACAAUAUCUUUCAAAGUUCUUUCCCAAAGCCACAGAGAUCAACGUGUGGGAUAACGAACAGCUGACCGACUAUUUGACAUUCGCCGACUUCGACAUAUUAUCAAAGAGAUAUCUCAACAUCCUUUUUGAAGUUGAUUACACAACAGCAAAAAGUCUUCAAAGUGACAGUGUAGUGUUAAAGAAGGUCACUUUCAAUGCCACAGACCGCAAGACAUAUGGUUCAAAUUUUAAAGAGUUUUCCGAACUUCCACACAUUAGUGCACUCGACGACUGCUGUUUUGAAAACGAAAACAAUAUCAAAAGUGUUGAUGUCCCACAAACAGUCACACGUCUUGGUAAUAAGUGCUUUUCCUCGUGUUCGUCACUUGACUCAGUUGUCUUCUCAAAACAUCUCCUUGAAAUCGGAGACGAGUGUUUCGCUAAAUGCAACAAUCUCAUCAGCAUUGAAAUACCAUCAACAGUGACUUUACUUGGAGACUCAUCGUUUCAGGAUUGUGGUGCUUUAGAUUUGGUAAACUUUUCCAACUAUGACCAAAUGCCAAUGUAUAAUAAGGAAUUUUCAGAAUUGGGAUGUCUUACAGAGAUCAAAACAAACACUUUUAAUGGAUGUACCAGACUUCAAGUAGUUGAAAUACCAAAAUGUGUUGCUUCAUUGGGGGAUAAAUGCUUUAGUGGGUGUAGUGAUUUGGGAGGCAUUACGAUACCAAAGGGUCUUACAUUCAUUGGUCCGUAUUGUUUUGAAGACAACUCGACACUCACAGAAUUGACAAUACCAACGAAAGUAGAUACGAUUGGUGAGGGCGCGUUUAAGGGAUGCGGUUCAUUAAAGGAACUUACAAUUUCGGGCAACGGGAUAGCAAAUGUGGGAGACAGCUUGUUUGAAGGGUGUUCUUCGCUUAAACAGUUCAAUGUGAGUCAAUACGUCAAAUCGAUUGGCAUCGAAACAUUCAAAGGAUGUGAAAAUCUUCGUGAAAUUGUUAUACCAAGUAAUGUCUCUUCAAUUGGAGACAACUGUUUCGAAAAUUGUAAAACACUGAAAGAAAUUACAUUGAACGAAGGUCUUCUCUCGAUUGGAAAUUAUUGCUUCAAAAAUUGCACAAGUCUGACAGAGGUCGAAUUACCAAAAUCAAUUAGAAAAAGAGGAAGAGAGUGCUUCCCGUCGGGAAUUACAGUGAGAAACAAAUAA
Molecule: messenger RNA, 1329 nt
Organism: Entamoeba invadens IP1
Lineage: Eukaryota; Evosea; Mastigamoebida; Endamoebidae
Exons: 2
Coding region: 1-1329 (442 amino acids)
Source: RefSeq, a predicted model, not a curated record